Messenger RNA from Chlorocebus sabaeus (green monkey), 3612 nucleotides. The record is from RefSeq and is a predicted model, not a curated record. NCBI's taxonomy places the organism in Eukaryota, Metazoa, Chordata, Mammalia, Primates, Cercopithecidae.
GCCAGGCUGAUCUGGAACUCCUGACCUUGUGAUCCACCCACUUCGGCUUCCCAAAGUUCUGGGAUUACAGGCAUGAGCCACCGCGCCCGGCUGACAAGUGUCCUAAGAAACACAUAGAGAAGACACAGAAGAGGAGAGCACCAUGUGAUGGUAGACACAGAGAUUGGAGUUCUGCAGCUACAAGCCGAGGAACUCCUGGAGUCACCAGGAGCUGGAAGAUGCAAAGAACUGAUUUUCUCUCAGAGCCUCUGGAAGGAGCGUGGCCCUGGUGACACCUUGAUUUUGGACUUCUGUCCUACAGAACUAUGCGAGAAUAAAUUUCUGUCGUUCUAAGUAGUAAGUCUGUGGUAAUUUGCUAUUUCAGCCGUAGGACACUAAUACACCAAUCCCUUCUUCCCACCCACUGAUCCUUCUUCAGAGAUGAGUUCAUGAGUAACCAGAAGUCAAAGGGUAGGUGACAGAGUGCAGUGGUACAAUCACGACUCACUGCAGCGUCGAUGCUCACCAACUUGGUUUCUUUUUUCCUAGGCACACAGGAGGACUUCAUUUCCCAGGUCUCCUUGCAGUGAAGUUGAGGUCAUGUGACUGGUCUUGGGCCAAUGGAAUGGGUGCAGAAGGGACAUAGCUCAUUUCCAGACUCAGUCUAGAAUGUCCUCCAUAAUCCUUACUCUUUCUCCCUUCACUCACUGGCUGCAGGAAGCUGAGAAUUAUCCUUGGACUUACAUAAAGCAUUUUGGACUUUAUCACACUCCGUGCCCGUUUUCUUGUAUUUGAAGAGCCAACAGAAGUUCAGAGUGGCAGGAACUUGGAGACCAAGGAGAAUAGCCCCAGAUGCGAGGUCUGUUCAGGAAGAUGAACCCUCCCUUGCAGAAGCUGGAGCUGCCCCAGGGAGUCUGUCUGGGAUGAAGACAGAGGCCCAGCCUUCGACAUCCUCGCUGGCAAACACCUCAUGGACUGGCACAGUGAUUUCUGACACUGUCCCAGGAAGUCAAACAUGGGAAGACAAGGGUCCAUUGACCUGGUCUGCAGCAUCUGGGACCUCAGAGGCCCAAGUUUCAGCAGCCCGGGUUGCAGAGGCUAAGACCUGGGAGGCUCAUGUUUUUGAGGCUCAGGCCAGGACCAGUCAGCCAAAGCAAAUUUCUGUAUUGGAGGCGGCAACUGCCUCAAUCCUGAAACAGAAAUCCACGUACGAGAAGGUGCAGAUAACAGAGAAGAAAGAGAGUGAGGUCCUCCUUGCCCGUCCAUUCUGGUCCAGCAAAGCUGAGUACAUUCUGGCUCAGGUGGGCUUCUCUAUGAAGCCAUCUUGUCUCUGGCACUUUGCCCACCUGUGGCUUAACAGUGGAGGCUGCAGUUUCGCCGCCAUCUACAUCUUCAUGCUGUUCAUGGUCGGGAUUCCUCUUGUCUUCCUGGAGAUGGCAGCCGGUCAGAGCAUGCGUCAGGGUGGCACGGGUGUAUGGAAGAUCAUUGCCCCCUGGAUUGGUGGUGUGGGGUAUUCUAGCUUCAUGGUGUGUUUCAUCCUCGGCCUGUACUUCAAUGUGGUCAAUUCCUGGAUCAUCUUUUACAUGAGCCAGUCCUUCCAGUUUCCCGUUCCAUGGGAGAAAUGUCCCUUAACGAUGAACUCCAGUGGCUUUGAUCCUGAAUGUGAACAGACAGCACCCUCCAUAUACUUCUGGUACCGGCAGACCUUGAAGGCCUCAGACAGAAUCGAGGAUGGCGGGUCACCAGUCUACAGUCUGGUCCUGCCCUUCUGUGUUUGCUGGUGUCUUGUUGGUGCUUUCAUGAUCAAUGGGCUUAAGUCCACGGGGAAGGUGAUCUGUGUCUUGGUACUGCUGCCUCAUUUCAUCAUCAUUGGUUUCUUCGUCCGGAGUCUACUGCUGGAAGGGGCAAAAUUUGGCCUUCGACAGUUGGUAGUUGCCAAGAUAUCGGAUGUGUACAAUGUGAGUGUGUGGUCUGCAGCAGGAGGUCAAGUUUUGUUUAACACAGGCAUAGGCCUUGGCUCUGUUGCCUCCUUAGCCUCCUACAUGCCCCAGUCCAACAACUGUCUCAGUGAUGCCUUUCUCGUGUCUGUGAUAAACCUGCUCACUUUGUUGAUUGUCACAUCUUUCAACUUCUCUGUCCUGGGCUUCUGGGCGACAGUCAUCACACAUCGCUGCUGUGAGAGGAAUGCUGAAAUACUUUUAAAGCUGAUAAACCUAGGGAAACUGCCUCCUGACGCCAAGCCCCCUCUCGACCUGCUUGACAACCCGACCUCCAUCUACAACACCUGGUUCAAUGGCCUUCCCCAGCACAUCAAAAGCAUGGUUCUCCACGAGGUGACUGAAUGCAACAUAGAGACUCAGUUUCUUAAGGCUAGCGAGGGCCCAAAGUUUGUAUUCCUGUCCUUUGUUGAAGCCAUGUCCUUCCUUCCUCUGUCUGUCUUCUGGUCUUUUAUCUUCUUCCUGAUGUUGCUGACCAUGGGGCUGAGCAGCGCAAUAGGGAUUCUGCAGGGCAUCGUUACUCCACUCCAGGACAACUUCUCUUUCUUCAGGAAACAUACAAAGCUGCUCAUAGUGGGACUCUUUCUGCUCAUGUUCGCGUGUGGCCUCUUCUUCACUCAACCUUCAGGCAGCCACUUCAUCAAACUGCUGAGUAACCACUGGAUAGUCUUGCCCAUCAUCGUCAUUGCCAUAUUUGAAACCAUGGCUGUAUCCUGGGCCUAUGGGGCCAGGAGGUUCCUUGCAGACCUGACGAUCCUGUCGGGCCACCCCAUCUCUCCCAUCUAUGGUUGGCUGUGGCCUUGUGUGUGUCCAGUUGUGCUGCUUAUCCUGUUUGUGACUGUGAUGGUUCGUCUUUGUAUGAAGCCGAUCACCUACAUGUCCUGGGACUCAAGCACUUCAAAAGAGGUGCUUCGACCAUACCCACCAUGGGCGCUGCUCUUGAUGAUCACCCUUUUUGCCAUUGUCAUCCUCCCCAUCCCUGCAUACUUUGUAUACUGCCUCAUACAUAGGAUUCCCUUCAGGCCCAAGAGCAGAGACAGGCCUAUUACAGCCUCCACAUCCCUACCCCUAAGUCACCAGCUAACACCCAGUAAAGAGGUUCAAAAGGAAGAAAUUCUACAAGGUGAUGAAACAAAGUACCCAUCAACCUCUCAUGUGACUUCUUAACUUCAUUCAUUUGGCUUCACAUCACAUAUCCCUUAGAACAGAUCCAAUGGGCAACUCUUAAUAUCAGCUUGCAACUGUCGAUGUCCCUGGAUCCAGAACCACUUUUAUUUCCAAGAGGAGGGCGUUCUUUGGAGGGGGUUCAUAGGGCCUGGCCUUGCAAUCCCCUCCUUGGUCCCAUCUUAUCUGGUGACCACCAUCAUUGUUUUCCCCAUCAUCUUCCUCAACACACAUACAUGUACAACUUAUAUACAAUACUAGUGAUGUCUACCAGUCCUGCUACUUCUGGGGUGCCUGUCUCCUGGAAUGGAGCUGGAGGAGUAAUGCUGUUAGUCAAUAAAUCAGUCUACAUUAACUCCAGGAUGUAAGCAGAUCUUUUUUUUCUAUAGAUGUCUGAGAUGUUCAGUUUUCCUGUCACAAGGCUUCCAAUCUGUAUUAGUUCAUUUUCACACUGCUAAUAAAGACAUACCUG